UUAUGAACUUUUUUAAUGUAAUUUUAAAUAGAUCAUUUCAUAUUCAAUCAAUGUAAAUCAAACUCUAUCUUAGAAAAUAUACAAUACUGAUUUAAUAAAAUGGGUUCCUCCAAAUUGAUGAUUACAUUCAUCGUUGUUGCUAUGCUGGCUAUUUCUUCUGACCUAUUUUCUGUUGAAACAAGAAUCAGAGCGCAAGCUUCGCCUCCCACUUGUGGACGAGAUUGUACUGAGAAAUUCUUGACACAAGACUGCGAUAAAUAUUGUGUAGGUUUGUCUUAUAGAAAAGGUGUUUGCAUUCUAUCCGAAGGACUUCCCCCGAAAACUUCUACAUAUCGUUUUUGUUGUUCGUAAAUGAAAUAGAUAAUUCUUCAUCCGCUUUGAUGAAAUAGAUAAUUCUUUAACUAUAAUAAAGAGUUUUAUUUUUCAAUGGGAAGACCAUACCAUACAUAUAUGAAAUUCAAUUACGGACCACAUAACUCUUUUAAUGAUUAAUUUUAAUUAAUGCAUAAAAAUAUAUAUUAAAAU
Arabidopsis lyrata subsp. lyrata is the source of this 525-nucleotide messenger RNA. Its product is annotated as putative defensin-like protein 66. Lineage: Eukaryota; Viridiplantae; Streptophyta; Magnoliopsida; Brassicales; Brassicaceae. The transcript has 2 exons. The record is from RefSeq and is a predicted model, not a curated record. Bases 100 to 351 code for a protein of 83 amino acids.